This is a messenger RNA of Mizuhopecten yessoensis (Yesso scallop), 4007 nucleotides long. RefSeq names its product potassium channel subfamily K member 16-like. The transcript has 5 exons. The record is from RefSeq and is a predicted model, not a curated record. Gene Ontology annotation, biological process: stabilization of membrane potential; potassium ion transmembrane transport. Bases 2584 to 3627 code for a protein of 347 amino acids. NCBI's taxonomy places the organism in Eukaryota, Metazoa, Mollusca, Bivalvia, Pectinida, Pectinidae. Gene Ontology annotation, molecular function: potassium ion leak channel activity. Gene Ontology annotation, cellular component: membrane.
CAGCUGUAGCAACACGCUGUAAUAAUACACCGAGGAAGGAAGAUAUCGUCCCUUGGUACACCGGUACACUGGGGCAGACACCCGUUACACUGGUACACCAAGGGAAGGUAGCCCGUGACCGAUACACCGGUACACGAACUGAAGACACCCGAUAUACUGGUACACCAAGGAAAGGUAGCCCGUCCCCGGUACAGUGGGGGAAGACAUUCGAUACACUGGUACACCAAUGAAAGGUGGGCCCGUGCCCGGUACACUGGGGAAAGACACCCGAUACAUUGGUACACCAAGGAAAGGUAGCCCGUGCCCGUUACACCGGUAUACUGAAGGAAGACAUCUGAUACACUGGUACACCAAUGGAAAGUAGCCCGUCGCCGGUACAGUGGGGGAAGACAUUCGAUAAACUGUUACACCAAGGAAAGAUGGACCCGUCCCCGGUACACCGGUACACUGGGGGAAGACACCCGAUACACUGGUAUACCAAGGGAAGGUUGCCCGUCCCCGGUACAGUGGGAAAGACAUUCCAUACACUGGUACACCAAGGAAAGAUGGACCCGUCCCCGGUUCACCGGUACACUGGGGGAGGACACCCGAUACACUGGCACACCAAGGAAAGGUAGCCCGUCCCCGGUACAGUGGGAAAGACACCAUAUACCCUGGCACACCAAGGUAAGGUAACCCGUCCCCGGUGCACCGGAACACUGGCACACUGGGGGAAGACAUUCGAUUCACUGGUACGCCAGGGGAAGGUAGUCUGUCAACCGGUACACCAGGGGAAUGUAGUCUGUAUACCGGUGCACCAGGGGAAGGUAGUCUGUCUACCGGUACACCAGGGGAAGGUAGUCUGUCUACCGGUACACUGGGUGAAGGUAGUCUGUCUACCGGUACACUGGGUGAAGGUCGUCCGUCUACCGUUACACCAGGGGAAGGUAGUCUGUCUACCGUUACACUAGGGGAAGGUAGUCCGUCUACCGUUACACCAGGGGAAGAUAGUCUGUCUAUGGUACACCACGGGAAGGUUAUCCUUAUACUGGUAAAUGGGGAAGAUAAAUUGUAGCUUGUACGCCGGUGCAACAGAGGAAGAAAGUUCGUCUACUGGUACACCAGGGGAAUGUAGUCCGUUUACCGGUACACCAGGGGAAGGUAGUCUGUCUACCGGUCCGUUUACCGGUACACCAGGGGAAGGUAAUCUUUCUACCGGUACACCAGGGGACGGUAGUCCGUCUACCGGUACACCAGGGAAAGGUUAUCUGUCUACUAGUACACCGAGGGAAAGGUAGCCCGUCUACUGGUACACCAGGGGAAUGUAGUCCGUCUACCGGUACACCGGGAGAAGUUCACCCAUAGACUGGUACAUGGGAAGCAAGGGAAGAUAGCCCGUCCACUGGAAUAGUCCAUCCACGCUAAUUGGCGGUGCUGUUUAUAAUAAGAUAGUAACACAGAUGGUACGAGCAUGGUUCUGCUGUAAUACAAACCAUGCCCCUCAGUCGGUGCUAACUCGGGUCAGGUAUGACCUCCAGCCAGGCGUGACGUCACUCUGGUACCAAUUGUAUCUGAGCGCACGUGUGUAUAUAUAUUGGAGCUGUAUCGACUCUAUACAGUAGUACGGUACUGAGGCUGAACUACGACUGUCCGGUGAUGAGAUAGACAUCCGGGCAGUAGAGGCAUGACUCUCUCUAGUUUAUUGUUUUUAUUCUAUCGGAAUUCGUCUUCGAAAAUGAAUACUAUUAUAUAAAGGAAUUAAGAUAAUGGUGAUAUAGAAAAUAUAUAUGUAUGUGAUGAUAACUGUUUUGUCCUGUGUACAUGUUUAAACUUCAAAGAUUUCCUGUGGUAGCCGUGAUGUACAAUAGUAACACAGCGAUACCCGUUUCCAAUUUCCGCCGUUAAUUGGCAGAGCGCUGGAUUCUUCUUACCUGUGGAUGCCGAUAGCCGCGAUCCUUGGUGACAGUAGCGAAUCGCUCCACCACACUGUCUACGGAAACACCGACAACGAUAGCGGAUCUGGCACUACUUUUACUACCCAGUAUUUUAAGAAAGCUACUCUAAGUUUACAUCAGUGACAUUCGGAUGGUAUCCGGUAUAUACAUUGGCAGUACAUGUGUAUUUGUUCUGGACAUAAUCCAGUGUGAUUAUAAACAUGGUUCUUGUACAUGUGCAUUGUAUUCACAUUUGGUACUUCAAAGCGGUUCCUACAUCAUGGUGUGUUUGCGUGGGCUAAGUUUAUAAUUGAUCAGGAUUUUUGUUAACAUGUUGCUGGAUUUUAUAAAAAAAUAAAUGACUGUUCGAUGACCAAAGGUUGAGUGUACGGAUUUUACUUCACUAGAACAAAUGGCGUGUUUCGAGCGCCACAAACAGAAACAUCCUCUGUGGUGUUAAUAUUUACACAACAGUAAAAUCAAAGCGUUUAAUUUCCUUUGUUUUGUUUCACGAACAACACCAUUUGUCGUGUAUUCUAAAUAGUGUGUUGGCACACUGCCGUGAAAGUUAGCUGUAACUUUUUAUAUUUUGUAAAAUUAUCACAGAUGUUCGACGUCAUAUUUUGAAGAUAGCCUUUAGACGGUGACGUUAUAAGCCUGCGACAUCACAAUGGAUCCCGGUCCGACAUGGAAGAAGAUGUUACCACUGUCCAUCAUUGUGAUCAUUUUUCUAUGUACCGGGGCACUCGUGUUCAGCGCCCUGGAAGGCGACCCGGAACUGGAGAGGCGACAGGUGCUUAGGGAAUACCUCAACAGGUUUCUCAGGAACCACACCUGCAUUGAUUCUGACGAACUGCACGAAUUGCUGUCAGAAGUGGACACCGAGAUCAACUUCGCUUUACGGAUGAUCCGAAACAAGACGAUAUACACACAAUGGGACUUCUCGGGGUCAUUCUCCUUCGUCAUCACCGUCGUCACAACUAUAGGGUACGGUAAUCUGGCCCCUCGAACGGGCCUGGGGAAGGUUGCUGUGGUUGUGUUCGCCUUCAUCGGUAUCCCCAUCACCAUGAUAAUGAUCUCGUACAUAGGACAGGUGCUGACCAGACUGUCCAAACGGGUUAACAAGUGUAACCUCUGUUCGUCCAAACCAAUGGUCAACAAAGUCCUCAACAUUGUGUUGAUUAUAACGCUUGGAAUCACCAUGUUGUUUGGAAUUCCUGCCUUCAUUUUCAAUCAAGUCGAGAAAUGGGACUUUUUGGAAGGGCUUUAUUAUUGUUUUGUCACGUUAUCUACGAUAGGAUUUGGGGAUUACAUUGCAGCUAUAUCCGAGAACCGCCUGAGUGAUCGCGGGGCUGGUGACGUGUAUCGAGUUGUGACGUAUGUGUGGAUCCUGUUCGGGCUGUCCUAUCUCUCACUCGUCAUAUCUUACAUCACAGAGGUCUUCAUAAAAAAAGCAGAGAAAAUGGAAAACUUCACCAAGAAUAAAUUUGAGAAUGAAAUAAACAAACUUCAAGACGAAAUCACAAAAACAAAGCGAACGGUACAACAGAAGGCUUCUACAGUGAAAACCAGUGUCAACCGUAAAAUGCGAGACUCGCACUCACCAAAGUUAACAAGAGGCGACGCUCUAGACCAAAAGGACACCAAAAAUGGGGUACAGCUUCUGAGAGUGACUUUCAUGUCGGAAGGCAGAGACAACACAGUCUGUUCUUGACGUCAUUGAAAUUAUCAGCGACAUUAACAGUUUAGGUUAUCACUAUAAAACUGAAAGAAGCUAAGAAUUUAUUUAUAACUCAUAAAUACAGUUCAAAAGUCUAUGUGAGUGUUUGACUAUAUACAUGCAACACAUCAAGCGGGGUGACUACAUGACGACCAUGAUGAUUCAGUAUAGCGUGUUUAUGUCGCCAUCCAAUGUGGGUGAGAUUAGGGCUGCACAGUGUGAUAUCGAAAACCCCAAGGCUGUACAAAUAGCGUGAUUUUGACGUAACGAAUGUGGACAAGUUAAAGUCUGAUUUAAAAUGUUUUAUCAUUGUACUGUGUUGAGCAACAUCUUAUUAUUUUUGGAGGAAAGUCACAAUGUAUUCUUUUAAUGAA